Sphaeramia orbicularis (orbiculate cardinalfish) is the source of this 5166-nucleotide messenger RNA. It is a transcript of the gene shtn3, whose product is annotated as shootin 3. Gene Ontology annotation, biological process: neuron projection morphogenesis; positive regulation of neuron migration. Gene Ontology annotation, cellular component: cell leading edge; axonal growth cone; cytoplasm. The transcript has 17 exons. Lineage: Eukaryota; Metazoa; Chordata; Actinopteri; Kurtiformes; Apogonidae. Bases 72 to 2033 code for a protein of 653 amino acids. The record is from RefSeq and is a predicted model, not a curated record.
UGGACCCCCCACCCCCAUCCCCCCCUCCCGUGAACCUCCUCCCCGUGGACUCCGCUCUCCGUUUCCUGAGGAUGCUCCGGUGUUCGACGUCGGCGCAGAUGGAUGGAUGCGAACAGGACCGGAACACGGAGUGUUCCAGACUGACCCAGGAGAGGGAUGAGGCCCAGAGGCAGCUCAAGCACAUCAAGAGAGUGUCUCAGAUGGUGAUUGAGGAGGUUGGCGUUCUGCAGACGCAGCUGGAGAUCGAGAAGACAUGUCGGGAGAACGCCGAGGCCCUGGCCACCAAGCUGAACUCUGAGAACAGGAAGUUGAAGUACCUGAGCCUGUCGUCGCGGCCCUGUCUGGACGAGCUGCUGCCCAGUAUCUCCGACUGCAUCGCUCUGAAGGUGGACGCUGAUGGCACAGAUGGGAACGCCGACGGCACAGAUGGGAGCGCUGAUGGCACAGACGGGAACACCGACGCCUUCGCACGGUACCAGCAGCAGGUCAAAGAGCUCAGGGAAACCGUCAACGGCCUGUUGGACGAGAAAAAGGCGUUCGUCUGUCAGAUUCAUGAGCAGCAGAGACGGAUCGAAGAGCUGAGCGCUCAGUCGGAGAAGCAUCAGGAGGAGAUCAAGGAGCUCCGAGAAACUGUAGAUCAACAAAACAAGACCAUCAAGAGGUUCAACAGAGUCUCCAUGAUGGCCACUCAGGAGUACGAAGGCAUGAAGGAACAACUGGACCUGGAGCAGAACCUCCGGGUCAAAGCUGAGACCUUCGCACAUGAGAUGCUGGUGAAGCAGAAGGAGGCCAACAGGCAGAGCGUUCUGUUGAUGCAGAGUUCUGAACCCAGCGUUCAGCUGCUCAAGGCUCUGGAGGAUGUGGCUGCCGUCACCAAAACCCUGGAGGAGGAACGUCUGCAGCAUCAGCACAAGGUGCAGAGCCUGGAGGAGCAGCUGGAGCAGAGCUGUAUGAAGAAGCAGCUGGAGGAGAUGCAGAGACAGAUGGAGCUGCUGGAGGAGGAGAAAAAGGAGGUGGAGGCACGACUGGAACAGCAGGAGAAGAAGAACAAGGAGCUGGAGAGCAGAGUCCAGGAGCUACAGGAGACCCAGGAACACAUCACCAUGACGACCACAACUGGACCUCCACCUCCAGUGCCUGGGGUGGCCCCGCCUCCGGCCCCUCCCCCGCAGCCGCCUCCUCCCCCUCCUCCUCCGCCCCCUCCCCCGCCCCCACCGUCACGCUGCAACCCCCUCAGUUCUCUAAUUGCCAUCAUGAGGAAAGGCUCCAAAGGGUCCAAAGCUUCAGCCAAGUCAGAACCACCUGCAGCUGCUGAAGGCGUGGAUGACGUGAAGGUGAAGGCGGUGAAUGAGAUGAUGGAGCGGAUCAAACAUGGCGUCGUCCUUCGACCCGUCAAGUCUCAGGACUCUAAGAGAGCAGCAGUGAAACAGCCACCUCCAUGUGAGGAGAAGCAGCAGGAGAGCGCCAUGGACGAACUGAAAGGCAUCCUGGUAAAACAUGGACCUUCUGAGACAGUGAAACGAAGCCCGAGUCGAGGCUCUCAAGAGGCGGGGCUGAAGGAGGCGGGGCCAAAGGAGGCAGGGCCAAAGGAGGCGGGACCGAAGGAGGCCGGGCCGAAGGACAGCGAGCUGGAGGUGAUUCUGAGACGACGGCGCAACAAGGCGGGAGAAUCAGGAGACGAGCGUGAAGGUCACAUGACACACCUGUCAUCAUCUGACCACCUGAAUGGGAGGCGGGGCAGCAGCGACUCAGGUAAAGGGGAGGGGUCGGCGGGUCUGAGCGCCCCCCCCGAGGCCGGUCCGGGCAGACGGGGGUCAGGACCAGGACCUGUCGUGGCCCGGAGGAGGAGCUCGGACACGGGCAAAGAGCCAGGGGCGGGGCCAAGGUCCUCCAGCGGUCUGUCAAUCAACGGCUGCAUCAUCAGUGGAGAAGACAGUGGAACCCCUGAUGAGCGUGUCCAGUCCAACGGGGUGGACCUCAGUGGGCCCUGCGUGGACGCCGACACCGCCGUCAGUACCGACGCCCAGUGCUGAGGGACUCUGAGGAUCCAGGGCCCGGUUCUGAAACCUGAUCCAGCUUUGACUGACUGAUAGAGGAUCGAUGUGAGACCAGUCCUCUGGUUCUGUUCACAUCAGGCACAAAGAACGCACAUCAGUGAUAGUCAAUAAUCAAUAAGAGCUGUUUGAACCCUGUUAGACGAGAUGGAAAUGCAUUUGAAUUUAAAGACACAACAGGACGGAGACACUGGAGAAGAUGAUCCAAGAUGAAAAGCAUCAAUAAAUAAGAGAUCAACAGCAGAUCAAUACUAGAUCAAUAUUAGAUCAACAUUAGAUCAACCGUAGAUCAGCAUUAGAUCAAUAAUAGAUAUUAGAUCAAUACUAGAUGUAAGAUGAUAAAACUCACUCAGUCCAACAGCUGAUGUUCUUGUAUUUCAACCAUGUCCUAAACCUGUCGUCCUCCUCUUAUUGCCAUGGUGACGUCAGGUUCUGGAAACAGGCCCGUGGAUCCCAGAGAUGGAACUGGAACCAGAACCGGAACCAAACGAGGAAAACUGCACAGUUUUGCACAAACCUCAGUUUUCUUCAGACGCCGACAAAGAACUGAAGGUUUUUCUGUUUGAUGGAUGAAGAAUCAUUUCAGUCAAAUGUAGAAGAAACGAACGGGAUGAAGUUAAAGUCCAGUUCAUCUAAGACUAAAACAAAUUCUCCUUCUUCUUCCUCUUCUUCUCCUCCUUCUUCCUCCUCUCCUCUUUCUUCUCCUUCUUCUCCUUUUUUUCCUAGGGCUGCACAGCUGCUUGUCUUUCCUUUCUUCACUGCUUCAGUUUAGUGACUAUAAUGGAAAAAAUAAGAUUGUGAAUUAAAAACUGCAGAAUAAUUAUCCAAAUAUACAAAUAUCCACAUCCGAGUCCACAGCUGGUGGAUUUACUGAUCUACAGUAUGUGGCCAAAAGUCUGUGGACUCUCAGAUAAUGUCACAUGUACCGUUAACAGAACCAUGGACCGGUUCUGUUUGAGUCAAACGGUGUCUGUUGAACGUUUCAUUCAACACUUUGGAUGAAUCUAGGUUUGACUGGACCAUGACUCAGUUCGACUUUUACUGAAUACAUUGACCUUUUCUCCUUUAAACUAAACCCUAGUAUGUUUUUCUAACUCAGAUCCAACUGUAAAAGGUUCCAAAACCGUCUGCUCUGGUAAUUCAUGACGGCAUUCAGCAGUUUUAACGCUAAAACUAGAAUAAAAGCUACAAUAGUUGCAGAAAUUUUUGGCCAUUUAUUGUACAGUCCAUGACAUACAGACAGUUUUAUUAGAUCUCAGUAUAAUCGACUGUUAUUAUCAUUCAUCCACUUUAUAGCAUCAAAAAAAACAACAACACCAAAUACAUUAUAAAGUAUUAAUAAUAAUAAUCAGGUACCACUUUACAAUAAAGAUAAAGGCAUUAACAAACACAUAAAUCAGUUUCCUUGGUUGAGAUUCACUAUUUGAAAGGAUUUAAUCAAAUUUUUAUCACUUUGUCAGUCAACUUAUUAAAUCAUACAUUAAUGAUUAACUAACAUUUAUAACCUGCAAUAAUGUAAAGUGUAAAAUACGUCACUAUUUACUAGAUUAUAGAGCCAGGUGUGUUCAGUAACAGCCUUCAUUUAAUCCUUCUUUAUUUUUUCCGUGUUUUUGUUCCUUUUUUGAUCCUUAAUACACAAUACUAUUUAGCUUUGCACUGCUAGCAUAAGUUAUCAUAUCCUAGCUCUGUUUCCAAACUACAAAUGAAAUUCAAAUCACACACUAGAACCAAAAACACACUGAGCUCUGAAUAUCAAAGUAUUUAACUCAUUAAAGUAACUAUAGUUUCAUUGUCAUUAAAGUAAUUCUAAUAGCAACGUACCAGUUUAUACAUGGAUAGUGCUAACAAUUAGCAUGCUAACCACUAAUGCGCAGUCAUUAGCUAAUGGUUUUCUCUCAUUUCACUGUUGUGCAGGUUGGGGGUUUUGCCACAUGAAUCAUUUUCAGUUUAGUCACGCUGAUGUUGGUUAGUAACAUAUUACCGAAUGUCAGAUGGGACUAACGAGUACCAAUAAAUGCGAAUAAUGGAAACAAAAGGCGCAAACAGAUCUGUAGCUAAUGUGAGCUCAAAAACAAGUCAUUAUUACUGUUUUCUAAUGCGUUAUAAGCACUUACUAAUAACUCAAAAAGUGUCUAGAACCUAAAUGUUCUUAUAAAGCAUGUAUAAAGGUACUUUUAUUGUAAAGUGGUACAGGUCUUUGACUCAGAAAUGCGAAGUCUCGGUUUUAAGGAGGAUUACUGUGUAAAAAAUGACCAGACUGAUGUUGGACUGUGCAGCCCUGUGGACGUUAUCUGGGUUUGUAGAGUUUUUUACACAUGAACUGUUUCCAACCUCCUCCUGAGUCUGACUGAAAACACCCAGAACCAUGUUACAACCAGGGUCCGGAGGUCCAAGGGUCAGGGUUCGGCUUCAGUCCAGGUCUGGUCGUGUCGACUCUCAGUGUUUGGUGACCGAUCAUGAAGGUCUGAGGGACAGUGUUGAGCUUUGAAGACCGUAGCACAGAUCCGGGUCCAGAUCCGGGUCCAAAUCCAGGUCCGUCUGCCUAUGCGUCCUCAGGGUCGUCAGGUGGACCUCCAUGGCCCGGGUCCUUGAACGCCGGCGUCAUCAGGAAGCUACUGAAGCCAUGUUGAAGGCGUUGGAGGAACCAGGUGUUCUGGUUCCACCUCCUCCACAUCCUUCCUUAAUGAUCUGAAAACCCGUCUUCCACUCCAUCACUGAGUCCCAUCCCUUCAUUCCGAGACGUCCUCGUCGUGUUCGUGCGUCCCCCGUCGUGCAUAAAUCGCUGUUCUGAAUCCUGAUGCAACAUUUUAACGAGUAUGCAACUAAGGCACAUUUGUACGACGCUCUCACACCUUAUUCUUUCUUAAAUCACACGUUCACAUGUUUCAGUGCGUUUAGUCAUUGACAGUUGGAUUUGGUUCUAAUGCAGAGGUCCGGACCGUAGACCACCAAUCACAGGCCUUGGGUCGUCUCAGGUCUUUCCGUUGGUCCAAUAGUCGGACAGAAGGGCGGUCGUAGUUGUUGUGUGUGUUUGGGAUUUACAUACAUGGAGUGUUGAAAGUUUUUUAAACUUUGAUCUUAGCAUCACUUGAAAUAAAUUGCAAUGAAACUU